UGCUUUUUAAAGGCGACCGAUGCUGAUGGGUUCUACUCCCAAUCUGCAGUUGACAUUGAUGGAAAUACCGUAAGCUUUGAAAAAUACAAGGGAAAAGUAGCUCUGGUUGUGAAUUUGCUGCAGGAACUGUAUACCAAACACCAAGGUCGAGGUUUUCGCAUCUUAGCCUUUCCUAGCAGCCAGUUUGAGACUCAAGAAUCCGAGCCCGAAUCUGUAAUUAAACAAAAUUUAAUAGAAAAAUAUGGUGCCUCAUUCGAUAUGUUUAGCAAAGUAGAUGUGAAUGGUGAAAACGCCUCCCCUCUUUAUAAAUAUCUUCAGAGUGCUCUAGCUGAUCCGGUAGAAAUAACUUGGAAUUUCGCCAAAUUUUUAAUUGAUCGUCAUGGCAAACCCUAUAAGCGAUAUAUGCCAGAUGUAGCCCCAAUUGUAAGCCCAUCUGAUCUUCUCCAAUUUCUAUAA
This is a messenger RNA of Mesocestoides corti, 456 nucleotides long. The record is from the annotation of a GenBank genome assembly. Lineage: Eukaryota; Metazoa; Platyhelminthes; Cestoda; Cyclophyllidea; Mesocestoididae.